Entamoeba invadens IP1 is the source of this 1662-nucleotide messenger RNA. RefSeq lists its product as hypothetical. Gene Ontology annotation, molecular function: glycerophospholipase activity. Bases 1 to 1662 code for a protein of 553 amino acids. Gene Ontology annotation, cellular component: extracellular region. The record is from RefSeq and is a predicted model, not a curated record. The transcript has a single exon. NCBI's taxonomy places the organism in Eukaryota, Evosea, Mastigamoebida, Endamoebidae. Gene Ontology annotation, biological process: phospholipid catabolic process.
AUGCUGUUGCUACUCUUCUUCAUAGGAACUGUCUUGGGUGAAGGGACGUACGAGGCCGGAUGUUACUUGGAAGGCAAUGAGUAUAUAGUCGAGUCACCAAUUGACACUGCAAAGACGUACCUUGCGACGGGUACAUUUAAAGACACACUUUUUCAGCACGGCUGGGGGUUUUUGCGAAUCAACUCAGCACAGUCAACCUCGCUCGAUAUGGAUAAACAAAUAGCGAAGUGUGCGGGAAUGGUCGAAGGCUAUUUGACUGCGGGGAAUAUUCGAGAUAGUAUGGCGAAUCAACGCGCACAAAAUAUAGUCGAAGAGUGGGACGAUGUCACAUUACAAUACAUCAAUAGAAACAUUGCUUACAACAAGAAAAUAGUCGAAGACCAAUCAUUGAAUGACCCAUGGGCGAGAGCACUUGGACUGGUCCUUGCACAAACAUUUGGAGUGAGAGAAGGCGCUUUGAGAAAACUUCCCGUCCUCCCAUUGACUGAGACGGACAUCUUUAUUUUGAACUCAGACGGCGAUUUGGGAGAUUUACAGAACAUCGCGGCUCACUGCUUGUGGCCAGAAAUGAAAGGAUUCCACCAUGGUAAUCACACAAGAUUCCCAGACAAGUGGUAUGAGUUGCACAGUCACUGCACUGGUCUGAUUAAGUUGUUGCCGGAUUAUUCCGACUUGUUUGUAGCACAAGAUACAUGGUCGUCACCAACUACUAUGAACAGAAUCAUGAAGGAUUAUCACAUGAAAUACUUUGACAAAGCUAUUGGAGAGAAAAGCAUCAAGUUCAGUAGUUAUCCGGGUGUCACACACUCGUUGGACGACUUCUGGUUGUUGAGCAAUGGACUCUCUGUCAUUGAAACGACGAUGCACUGCUGGAAUCAAGACCAGUUUGAGAAGUGCACUCCGGAGUCUGUGUUAACUUGGAUUCGUGUCCAAGUAGCAAAUUGGUUAUCUUCUAAAGAAGGAAGUGGCGUCCAAUGGGCGAAAAACUUCAUUCGAGAGAAUUCAGGAACAUAUAACAAUCAGUAUAUCAUCAUCGAUUAUAACAAAUUCACGAAAGGAAAGAAACCUAAGCCAGGGAUGUUGUACGCAAUCGAACAAAUGCCAGGGUUUUAUGGUGUUGGAGAUCGUACCCAAGAAUUGAUUGAAAACACUUAUAUUCCUUCAGUGAAUUCUCCAUUCUUUGCCGACGUUUAUGAGUAUGCCGGAGUGGGCGAGAAGUGUAAAAAUGAUAACGAUUGGUACUUCGAUUAUUGGCAAAGUGAUCGAAUGAAAUUGAUUCAGAGAGACGCCCCUAAUAUUAAAGACUAUGAGGGGUUCAAGAAAUUCAUGAGGUACAAUAACUGGCCAAAUGAUCCUUUGGUCAAUGAUCCGGGACAAUUCAUUUUGUCUAGAUACGACUUGAGACCGAAAGAAUGUAUCCCAAGCCCAACUAACCCAGCUAUCGUCCACUGCCCAAGCGAUUUCGGUGGGCUUGACUCCAAAACUAUUAAUUACGAGAGAGCUAUGGCGAUGAAAAUUGACGCUAUCUCUUCACCACAAUACGAAACACAACCAUUCUAUACAUUCGGAAAGAAGCCAUUUGAUAACACUGUCUAUAACGGACUGCCAACAGACUGGAAAUUCGACUGGAUCGUGUUCGGUGAUGGCGAGGGAGAACUUUAG